GGAAGACAUGGCACUGUGUGCGAAAAACAAGAGCUCCCACCCCACCUGUUGUGUAUAGGCCUAUCAGGCGAAAAAGAAACAGAAAAAAAAGAAUGUGAUUUGUUGUAGGCUGGGCUGCUUUUCAUCCCCAACAAAACCACGGACGACACAAAGGCUUGUUGUGUAACUGAAUGAGCGCUUUACGCUCGCAUUGUGCAAAUACGUAUUAGCGGGGCAAUGGCUGAUGCUGUUAGGUUCAUUAAGAAAUUCCUCUGCGGAUUGAGGCAGGGAGAGGGCUUUACAUAAUGACGUCCAUGCUUUUUUCUCGUGAAAUGGCCCUUUAAAAGUAGGCUUCUUUUGGUCACCCCUGAGGCACAGGCUAUCGAGCGACCGGACGGUGAAACCUGAGGUGUGAUCACCCAGUUUUAGGUCAGAUAUUUUCAAAAUGGUGACUUCUUAUCCGCUGCCAGAGGGAUUCUCUGAGCUCGAUGUGUUUUCACUGGGAUCUUGUCUACUCGUGGAGGGUCUCCUCGGAUUCAUCCUGAAUGCUGUCACAGUUGUUGCUUUCCUUAAAAUACGGGACUUACGGACUCCGAGUAAUUUCCUUGUGUUCGCUUUGGCUUUGGCAGACAUGGGGAUUUGUGUAAAUGCCACUAUUGCCGCAUUCUCCAGCUUUCUGAGAUACUGGCCCUAUGGAUCAGAAGGGUGCCAAACCCACGGCUUUCAUGGAUUCCUAACUGCCCUUUCCAGCAUCCACUUCAUUGCAGCUAUUGCUUGGGACAGAUACCACCAAUACUGCACCAGAACAAAGCUGCAGUGGAGCCGUGUCAUCUCCCUGGCUGUCUUCAUCUGGCUCUUUACUGCUUUCUGGGCAGCCAUGCCUUUGAUUGGCUGGGGAGAGUAUGAUUAUGAGCCGCUGAGAACCUGCUGUACUCUAGACAUAAGCAAAGGAGACAGGAAUUACGUCUCUUAUGUGUUUCCAAUGGCCAUCUGUAAUAUGGGAAUUCAAGUGUUUAUUGUGAUGUCCUGCUACAAAUCCAUUGACAAGAAAUUUAAGAAGACAGGCCAAGAAAGGUUCAACUGCAGCACUCCCCUGAAGACCCUGCUGUUCUGCUGGGGCCCUUAUGGAAUCCUAGCCUUCUACGCUGCUGUGCAGGAUGCCAACCUUCUGUCUCCUAAAUUGAAAAUGAUUGCUCCAAUCGUGGCUAAAACCUCUCCCAUCUUCAAUGCCUUUGUUUACGCUCUUGGAAAUGAAAACUACAGAGGAGGAAUCUGGCAGCUGCUCACUGGACAGAAAAUUGAUUCUCCUUCCAUUGAGAACAAGUCCAAAUAAACCAAGCAUGCAGUAAUUAUGUAUAAUGUUCUGGUCAUUUCUGACAGGUAUGACACAUGCUCAAGCUCAUACCAUCUUCUUCAUAUCAUUGGCUCAUUUCAUUUCAUAGGUUAUUGUUUCUGUCCAGGAUAGUUUGGUCUCUUGUUCUUAAUGCAAGUCAUUUCAGCCAGCAUGAAGGAGUAAUAGCUCAGUCGGAAAUACAUUUCCAACAUGGUGCAUGCAGUCCCACUUUUGACUGAUUGUGUCAUUUAAAUCAUUGUAAAGGGCCUCACUGCAGGAGCACUUUGUUCAGUCACAUAAUACGGGUUACGCCACUUCCAUGUUGUGAUUAAAUAACAGCACAUGAGUAUUACGCACAAGGUAUGAGUAGAAGCUAUGCUGAUAUUUCAUAAGUACUUACAUCUGAUAUUUCAUAACUAUAGCAGUUGUGAAAUAACAGAACUGCUGUUUCAAUUUUGGCAGCAUAAUGCAGGGAGUAUUAAGGUCACAAUGCAAAAUGAUUUUUUUUCUGCCUUGAUAAAGCACAAUAUAUUUACAUGUAUAGUUUGGUUCAUUUUUGGGCAAUGUAAUAUUUUAACAUUCGUGCUAGAUCUAAAAAGCAUUUAUUUUCUACCAGAGACUAUACAGUUAUCCUCCAACAUGUAAAUCUCACUUGCCAUGAGAUGAUGUCCAUGCUAAGCCUGAGACAGAAUUAGACAAGCAACAUUUUAUAAUCCCAGAAACAACAGUGCUUUUCAUGAUAACACAUUCCCCCAGUGCUCAAGACUAGCAGACAGGAGGAGAUUACACACAAGACAUACUGCAAUUAGAUAUAAUGCCUGCCCUGCACGUCUCUCUCCCUCCUGCACGUGCUCCCACUGUCCAUCUCUUAAACCAGUCACAUAUGUAAAAAGGACAUGGGAAAAUACAGUGCUGUGCAAAAGUCUUACAGAUGUAAGAAAAUUAUAAGUAGAGCAAUUUAUUUAAAAAAAUAACAUUAGAAUAAAUACUUAAUAUGAAUAAACAUACAAAGAACACACUCUAAUCAGGUGUGUACUGCUAGAAUUUAGCAAAUCCAUGCAAUGGCUGGAGGUGUCAAGAACCAAACCUGUGUUUUUCUACCCGUAUUCUUCUAACCAAACAUUAAUAACUUAAAACAAACAAACAAAUCAAUAAAUCUUGUUUAAUGUUACUGUAUUUAUCUAUAUUUAUUCUAAUGUUACAUAGAGUUUUACAGGCAAAAACUAACUUACUGCCAGGAAUUGGCUGCCUAAGACUCUUACACAGUACUGUACGUCUAAACAGACACAAUAUCUUCUGUGGCGAAGUUAGUAAAAAUAUUGUAUAUAAUAAGGUAUAAUUAGAAGCAUCUUGGCUUGAAACAUACUAUUAUUUGCAAAAGUUUGAACACCCCUGGUAAAGUGACAUGUUUUUGUUAAACAAGUUAACACAUCCUCUACAGAGAACACACUUAAAAUGGCAUUUUGUGCUAAUUUUAGUACCCAGUUUUUUGGUUUUAACAUAUUGGAAAUAAAUAAAAUAGAAAAUAUUAAAUGUGCCAUAACUUUUGUCCAGGCCACAUUUUAUUUUUCCCGAUAUGUUAAGUUCAGCAAAUAAACAGUAAGUGUGCAUUAAAACUGUGUUCUAUGUAGAGGAUCUGUUAUUUUCAUGUCAACAAGAAAAUCAACAAAACAUGUCACUUGAACAUGGGCAUCCAAAUUUGUACAUAUAACUGUACAGACUCACUAUGGGUGUAAUUCACCAUAAGGAGUGAGAUGAAACUAAUUAUUUGUGAGGUGAUAAAAGGUAGAAACACAGCAGUAAAUGCAUACAUUUUAGUGGUAAAAUACACAAACACUAGCACACAACAAGUUUUGUUUACACAAACUAUUAAAAGUUGAAUGUAAUUUUACACAUAUUUAGCAUUCUGUUUAUAUAUUAAGUAAAUCUACUCUUAAUCAACGUUUUCAAACCCUUACGCUCUACACUCACUUGCCUUUGCCUGUUAAAGGUGUUAAAAAGGCACAUUUUUGAUAUAAAACAUGAACAUCAGAUUAAAGUCAUUAACAAAGCAACGAGAUUAAUACAUUCCUGUAUUUCAAAAGCACCACCUACAAAUGCAGUCCCUCAUUCCUAAUGUGUAGCAAUCUUGUGCUGGAAGGUUAUUUGUAACCAGUUGUAGGAAUUCAAUCUCAUGCUUCUCUGUGAGCUGUGAAUACUGCAUAUAUGGACUGACGUUACUGUGCUGUAGACUGCUUUCAUUAUUAUUAUCUUCUGAGUUGUCAUUAUCUGUAUUAUAAAUACCAAACAGCACUGUGAUUUAAGGGGUGGCUGAAGUGUAUUGAUAACGUAUGUUAUAUAUAGAUUCAUCUGUUUUCUGUGCACAAAUGAUGGCAUUUAUGUGAUACUAUCACAAUUAUACAAAGCAGCUCAACUUAAAUUCAGCUGAUGAAAGAAAAGCACAACUGAACAAUGUGUGUGUGUGUGUGUGUGUGUGUGUGAGAGAGAGAGAUUUAGUGUGACACCUGAUGAAUGUGCUUUGUGUAAUGUGAUGUUAUGACUGUGUGCAUCUCUUGUCAGUGUUUUCUAUUGUACUUCCUCAAGUGCAUUAUGACUUUGAUUUGAGUUUUUUUCUUUUCAUAUUGUGCCUCAUAAGUAACGGUGGGUUUCUGUAUCACUCCCAAUAAAGACAUUUCUCUGGGA
Messenger RNA from Colossoma macropomum (tambaqui), 3994 nucleotides. RefSeq names its product retinal G protein coupled receptor a (gene rgra). The transcript has 7 exons. The record is from RefSeq and is a predicted model, not a curated record. Lineage: Eukaryota; Metazoa; Chordata; Actinopteri; Characiformes; Serrasalmidae. The coding region runs from base 425 to 1312 and encodes 295 amino acids. Gene Ontology annotation, cellular component: membrane. Gene Ontology annotation, biological process: phototransduction; visual perception; G protein-coupled receptor signaling pathway. Gene Ontology annotation, molecular function: G protein-coupled receptor activity.